Messenger RNA from Phaeodactylum tricornutum CCAP 1055/1, 1410 nucleotides. RefSeq lists its product with no specific name. Gene Ontology annotation, molecular function: glycosyltransferase activity. Bases 1 to 1410 code for a protein of 469 amino acids. The transcript has a single exon. The record is from RefSeq and is a predicted model, not a curated record. NCBI's taxonomy places the organism in Eukaryota, Bacillariophyta, Bacillariophyceae, Surirellales, Neidiaceae.
AUGGUGGUCGUUGGCGGCGCGAGCCGUACAGCGGUUCCCCAGCGUCGGGGGAAGGCUGGAUCCAUCUACCAGUAUAUUUCCGUCGCGAGCUACUUUGUUCUAUUGUUUUUGUGUUUUCUCAUGAUUUGCACCGUCCUGGAGCUGGACGACGCCCCGGACGAUCACGGGGAUUUGCACGCCUUGACCGUGUCGACGGUUCCCCAGUCGCGUACCGGGCUUGCCGUGACAGUUCCGCCUAUCACAGUGGCUUACGCUGUGACCAUUACCGAAUGUGGUUCAGACGAUGACGCUGCCUGGCGCUUGGCCGAAGGAGCCGCCGUCCUGGCGUACUCGAUCCAUCAAGCGCACCACGCGGCGUCAUCGUCCCCACUCACCCAACCCGAACGACUCCACGAACAGCAACGCUACAACUACACCCUGUACGCUAUUUAUCACCCCCAAGCCGAGCCGUGUGUUUCGAAACUGAAAGAUUUAAACUAUACGCUGCUCCGCCGGGACACGCCGGUGGCGGUCCACGAAAUCCGGGGGGAUUUCUUGCGCGAGAAGAUUACCGCGAACGGCUGUUGUGGGGAAAAGGAACUGCUCAAAUUGGAAGCGUACACACUGACGUCGCACGAAAUUGUCGUCUUGUUGGAUCUGGACGUCUUACUGUUGCAACCCCUCGAUCGGCUCUUUGACUUUUUGACGUACGGCACGCCACUGCCCCGGGACGAUCUCCAAUGGCCGGAUCGGCCACUUGCCACUACCGCGUACCGGGACAUUGGAUUGCUCUACACAGUCGACUACGCCAUGGUGAAUCCAGGGCGAGCGGUCAAACCCUUUCAGGGAGGUGUACUCGUACUCCGCCCGGAUCGGAACGUAUACGAAGAGCUUCGGAACAUCGUUCGUGAGGGAGAUUACCGUGAUCAGGGUGGCUGGGGAGGACGCUCGAGAAAGUUUUGGGGGAGUAUGACCAUUCAGGGAUUGUUACCGUACUAUUACGAUAUUUUGCACUUCAACGAAACGCGAGCACUAGAAUUGAAUCGGUGCGUCUACGACAACAUGUGCUCCAAGUCACGGAACGGAGACGCGGUCAACGACCGUCCCACGGGGCAGUGCUAUACCCAGGAAGAGUCCUGUGAGGACUGUCGGGAUCGUAGCGUGGCCACUAUCGUGGCUACGCACUUUACGGUAUGUCAAAAGCCCUGGACGUGUACGGUACACGGACGAGCCGGCAUCGAUCAUCGACUGUGCCGCGCUUUGCAUCACGAAUGGUUCCGGGUAAGAUCCGACCUGGAGCAGUCCUGGGGUCGCUCGGGUUGGGGCACCGGUGUUUGGCGUGAGCGGGAGCAAUUUUUUGGCUUUUGCAACACCUACGGAACCAAGGGAUACGAAACAAUCACCAGACCAUAUGGCUCAGCGCGCGAAUAA